AUUAAUCGGCUCUUAUUUUGUUAUAUUUUUUUAUGGGUGCAAAAAACCUACAAGCAUUUUUAUUCACUUAUUCCAUACGAACAUCAUCUCUGGUUACGUCAUCGAAAAACUUGACUGAUCUGAUCUGAGUACUAGUCUUAAAACCAGAAUCUACAAAAUGGACGCCUGCAUAUUUUUUCGGUUUUACAGCACUAAUUUUGUGGCAAAGUUUGUCAGCACUGUUAAAUGCCGCUUAGCUUGAUGGCUUUAUUUUGAUCAUUGACCAUUUAUAUUUUUAAACAAGCAUGGGCUCAAUGGAUACCAAGAAAUACAGUGAGAAAUGCUCGAUUCCAGAUCUCGACGACUUGCUGCCCAACCGCAAGUACCACUGCAAGAUGUGCCCUCGACAACAAGUAUUUAAGGGGCUGCCCCUGUACAAUCGGCAUAUGAAGAAAAUUCACAAAAUAGAAUUUGAAGAAAAGGAUUGUUUUCACUGCCCGGUCAAGCACUGUCGGCGCCAUGAACAUAUGCCCAAUAACGUCAUCAUGACAAAGUUCCACAUGGUGCGUCGCCACUACCAGGAUAGUCACUUGGUGAAGAAAUACAAAUGCCAACAAUGCAAACGAAGGUUCCUUUUGAAGGAGCAGUAUUUGAAACACAAAUGUCGGCUUGGUCUGAAGGAAGAAACCGACUCGGAAACCGAAAACGAUGAGAACGAAUUUGUGGAUGUGGAGAAUAUAGAUGAUACGAACAGUUAUGUGAGUAGAGCCGUGAAAACGCCGCUGAAGGAAAGCAUGGAUAGCAAAAACGUUGGAGGUAAUAAUGUGGAGAUUAAAGAUGCCAUGGAUAACUAUUUGUUGUGCUGGUCCGGCGAAAAACACUGUACAAAAUGCCGUAGGAAGUACAAGCGCAGACAUAGCUGCCAGGAGCAUAUCUGUAAUCUGUGCAGCCGUAUAUUCUAUCGCAAGUCAGACCUGGCCGCGCAUGAGUUUACCUUGGCCCAUAUUUCAAAACAGAAGGAUAAGGUUCUUAUGGAAGAUAUGGUGCUUAUUGAAGAUAUGCAGAAUUUGAUUCGCAGAAUAGAAUCCAAAGAUUUCCAGGACGAAUCAUUGAUAAAUACGCUGGGUGCCCUUGUCCCGACGUUCCAGAAAAUACAGGAUUCUAUUCCAAAGACAUCAGCGCGAACGACUUAAAUAUUUUUUUUCUACACAUGUGUUACGAUCUUUAAAUAAAUUUGUUUUUCA
Molecule: messenger RNA, 1223 nt
Organism: Drosophila pseudoobscura
Lineage: Eukaryota; Metazoa; Arthropoda; Insecta; Diptera; Drosophilidae
Exons: 1
Coding region: 285-1172 (295 amino acids)
Source: RefSeq, a predicted model, not a curated record